AUGGGUAUGGAAAAGGAACGGGAAGCUCAACUGCUUGCGGAAGCUGAUCGGCUAAAAUCGCUUGCUGUAGCAGGUGUUGCAAUGUCCGUGGUAGCUGCAUUUGUAUGUGUGCUUGCCGUUCCCUUAAUAUACAACUAUGUACAACAUGUACAAACACUUCUACAGAAUGAAGUCGAUUACUGCAAAUCGCGGUCUGGCUCCCUCUGGCAACAUGUAACGAAAGUCUCACGUUCUCACGACUCUAAGCAAAGGGUUCCAAGGGAUACGUAUAGCGGAUAUACAGCAAGUUAUGGAAGUUACAAGUCUGCACGCCUCCGCGAAUACGUCGAAGGACAGACAGCAAAAAGCGAUUCCUCAGUCCAGGAUAGCAACGUGCAGUGUUGCGGAUGUGGAAUAGGCGCACCGGGUGCUCCAGGUCCCAAUGGUAAUGACGGGAAGGAUGGUGUUGACGGUGCUCCAGGUGAAAAUGGUCGGGAUGGAAAAGAUGCCGUAGAAGGCAGUAUGCAACCGCGUAACUUCUGCUUCGAUUGUCCAGCUGGACCACCUGGUCCUGUUGGUGAACCUGGCCCGAAAGGCGCUCCUGGAAGACAAGGAAACCCUGGAACUGAUGCAGAUGGUGGACUUCGAGGACCUCCGGGUCCACCAGGACCCCCAGGAGACCCGGGACCACCCGGUGCCCCUGGUCCCCAAGGAGAAGGCGGUCCUGAUGGAGUUGCUAUUGAAAAACCAGGACCUCCCGGAGAACCUGGUAUUCCUGGACCCCCUGGACCUGUUGGACCUGCUGGAAAAGAAGGACAGCCCGGUGGACCUGGUUUCCCGGGACCUCCUGGACCUCCUGGUGAUGACGGUUUACCAGGUCUUCCUGGUCGACCAGGACUACCUGGUCCUCCAGGCAUUGCUGGAAAACGUGGAUUAGCUGGACCAUGUACUCAUUGCCCUCCACCACGGACUGCUCCUGGAUAUUAA
Messenger RNA from Necator americanus (New World hookworm), 966 nucleotides. RefSeq lists its product as uncharacterized. The coding region runs from base 1 to 966 and encodes 321 amino acids. NCBI's taxonomy places the organism in Eukaryota, Metazoa, Nematoda, Chromadorea, Rhabditida, Ancylostomatidae. The record is from RefSeq and is a predicted model, not a curated record. Gene Ontology annotation, molecular function: structural constituent of cuticle. The transcript has 7 exons.